This is a messenger RNA of Myripristis murdjan (pinecone soldierfish), 4091 nucleotides long. RefSeq names its product zinc finger and BTB domain containing 33 (gene zbtb33). The transcript has 2 exons. Gene Ontology annotation, molecular function: protein binding; DNA-binding transcription factor activity, RNA polymerase II-specific; RNA polymerase II cis-regulatory region sequence-specific DNA binding. Gene Ontology annotation, biological process: regulation of transcription by RNA polymerase II. NCBI's taxonomy places the organism in Eukaryota, Metazoa, Chordata, Actinopteri, Holocentriformes, Holocentridae. The record is from RefSeq and is a predicted model, not a curated record. The coding region runs from base 728 to 2638 and encodes 636 amino acids.
CAAAUGCAAAUUGCAGCUUCUUUUGGUUGUUCAUAUUGGCAUCUGUCACUCUAACAAAGUAACUAAACACUAAGAACUAGGAACUCACACAUUAUUUCACCAAUGACAGUUUUCUUAUUUGUUUGUCCUGUUUUGCAAGCUCUUCAAAAUAACCAGUAAACAGGUUUUCCCUGCCUGUUACUCUCACAGGCGGUCCAUUUUAAAUGUGUUUUCCUGGCCGAGUGUGUGUGAGUGUCAGUGUGCAGCUUUCUUGAUCAGGGCUUCAGUGAUGGCUCCAGCAGUGGUGCUUAAAUAAGUAUUUUUUAGGUGCUUAUUUCAAUGCUUUAACCGCUACAUGCAAUCCCUAAAGGCCAAUUGAAAUCUAUUUAUAUUUAGAUAUAUUAAACACUGGUAAGUUUGACAUAAAUGUUUAAGACUUCAUUCUCCUUCUGUCUGACAGAUGCACUGCUUGUUUGAGAAGGUGAAUUACAAUUUCAAAAGAAUUAAUUAAAUAAUAUACAAUUCAAACUUGAGAUAUUUGCCUCAAGAAAAAACGUUUUUGAUUGGCUGUCUUAAUUUUCCAAAUAUUAGUGUCCUGUUUGAAGGUGUUUGGAGAAGUGAAAGUGUGAAACGGCCAUCCUUGAGUUUGAGCCAACUCUGAAACCGCAUUUUUGGCUGAAACACGCAGCGGUUUGCCUCACGUCAGCACAAUGUAACUGCAUAUUUUGUGUUUUGCUGUGGAUCCAGAAUGAGCGUGAUUCUGUUUCGUGGUGUCUCCUCUCCAACUACAGGCAUGCCGAGUCUAAAGCUGAUAUCUGCGACUGACACUCAGUAUUCAGCGGCUGUGCUGAAGUCAAUGAACGAGCAGAGGAACCAUGGAUUAUUUUGCGAUGUCACCAUCAUCAUACAGGACAAGAAAUUCAGGGCGCACAAAACCAUCCUGUCGGCCUCGAGUACGUACUUCCACCAGCUCUUCUCCGUCGCUGGACAAGUCAUCGAGUUAAACUUUAUCAGGGCAGAAAUCUUCGAGGAGAUUCUUAAUUACAUUUACAGCUCCAAGAUCGUCCGUGUCCGCUCUGACAUGCUCGAGGAGCUCAUAAAUGCUGGACAGAUACUGGGCGUGAAGUUCAUUGCAAACUUGGGGUUACCGCUGUCUCAAGUAAAAGGCUUACCUGGCCUGUCCAAAGAGACAGAGAGCAAAAUCGACACAUCCACAGAGAUGAUGCCCAUCAUCACAGAGUCCUUUUCGAUAUCUGCCGAGGAAUUCAAUCAGACAUGCAAGAGUGCCGACAAUGAUGAUGACUCAGACAGUGAUGUGUUGUUUGUCUCAAAAACAGAUGCUCAGACCAGAGCAGCCGAUCAGAAAUCGGAAGUAAUUGAUUUGGACGCAGCUGACGCAGGAAACGCAGCAACGAAGCAAAACCAGGAGCCGAAUCAUGAAGAUAAAAAAGGUGAGGAAAAAGUCAAAGCGCCCACAAACACAGAAGGUGAAAAGCCUCCCAACGACAAUUCCUCUUCUCAGAGUUUGCCACAGAGCAGCCCGGUUCCCGGCCCAGACGCCAGCACCAAUAACCCCUCCUCCCCUGCCAGAGGCGCCUCAGUAAGCGCACCCGCAACGCCGGCCAAGUCAAGUAGUUUCACCCCUGAGUCCUCUAGCACCUCACAGUCCUCCUCUGAUAACAGUGAUAUCAUGGGAGUCCACAAGAAGCAGGUCUCCACUACACCUCAGCAAGGAGACUUCAAAAUACGGCUUGUAGACGUGUCAUCCGGAGGCCAAGCCAAUGAAACUGACAUAUCCAAGUCAGUUAUAGCAGCGAAAAAGACAAUAACGCUAGAUAAGGCCUCAGAAAUUGACUCUAUUUCUUCAGGCUGUAAAGUUUAUGCCAAUAUCGGGGAAAACACUUAUGACAUUGUCCCAGUGAAAGAUGACCCAGGAGAGGGAGGGUCUAAAGUCAACAAAGGCAAAAGAGGCGUACUGCCCUUUGACAAAAACUCUCUGUCACCAAAAGCCGGCCCGAACAAGAAAAAGUCUAAAACAGAGCUCGAGGAUCACUAUGAGCUCAUCAUGGAUGGGAAGACGUUCUACGUGUGCGUCGUUUGCAAGCGUCCGUACGUAUGUCUGACGAGCCUCCGCCGUCACUUCAACACACACUCGUGGGAGAAGAAGUACCCGUGCCGCUACUGUGACAAAGUCUUUGCCCUGGCUGAGUACAGAACUAAGCACGAAAUCCACCACACAGGAGAGAGGAGGUACCAGUGCUUGCUGUGCAAUGAGACGUUCAUCAACUACCAGCUGCUCUCCACCCACUGCAAACAGGCCCACAACCAGGACCCCUGUGGGCGGAAGGAAAAGGACGAUGCGGACAACAACUUGUACCGCCUGCUUCCGUGUAAAACCCUGCAGCUGAAGUCCUACUCAUGGACUACCGACGAAACGGGGAUCCCCGUCGUCUCCGAGGAUGGCAGCGUGCAGCACAUAGCCCCCCCCGGCGAAGACAUCCACUCCGCCACUCAGAGCAAAAUGUUGAACUGGAACGACAUCUUUGUGGAGCCCGGUGCUCACAUGCAGCCUGGGGCCCACGCCCGCCCCGGGACGACCAUGAACCCUCCUCCCCAGGGAUCCUCUGAAUUUGACUUUGUUAUACCAGAGACCUACUGAGCAAGGUGGUGCACCCACUGCUCUGUUUUCUGUGCCUUUUUAAGUGGUUUCCCCCCUCCCCCGUUUUUUAAUUAUGUUUCUUGGGUCCAUUUCAACAGUACUGUCCUAAACUCUUCUUACUUUCAGCAAGCUUUUUUUUUUUUUUUUUUUUUUUAACACAAAUUCCAAUCAUUAAUCAAAAUAAGUCAAAAACAGACAAAUGUAAAAUGGUCAAAUAAGAUCAUAUCAAGUUAUACAAAAUCCUGUCUGUAAAAAACUGAAUUUUACGGAGAAACUUACAUAAUGGCUUAUUUUGCCAGUCGUGUUGGCUGGUUUUCCCAAGUAUAGGGGCACUUUAGUCUAUGGCUCCAACUCUGGAAGGAAAAUGUUAAAAUGGGAUGUUGAAAAAUAAUGUUCUGUCUCACAAUUUUUUUCACCUGUGAUGUCAGAAAAGUCAUAUUUUUCCCACGUAUUAACAUUUAGGCCUUGCUCGCUAAAGCAGUUAAUGCACUCUAACAGCAAGUCCCUUUCAGGUCCAUGUAAUCAAAGUACAUCUUUAUGUAUUUGUGAAAAUGUGAAAUCUCUGUUGAUAAUUCUGUGCAGAACCAGGUGGUCAAUUGGUAAAUGAAUGCUUUUGUACUUUAUGAAGAUUUAUAUAAAAUGGUUGUUUGCGCCCUGCAAUACAGUAAACUUUGGUUUUUGAAAUAUCAAAUCCAUCAUCAGUUAGGGAUCAGACUGAUACUUCACUAUACACAGUGUUUUUUCUGGACUCUGGCCAUACCUGCUUCCCAUUUGAAACCUUUAAUUAUGACUGUUAUUCCUUCCUUGUUUGAUCAAGAGAAGCAUCAGUUGUGUUCACAAAUUGUUAAGUGCGUGAUUGUUGGAUAUCCCACAUCUGGGUAUUGUUGCAGGAAAAUAUUUAAGUCUGAAUGGCUGUAGAAAACUGUCAUGCUAUCUUGUCCAUUCAGUGCCCUUUGGUUUAUUUUAAUAAUAAUGACCUGUACUUUGUUUAGUAUACUUUGUAAUUCCUUAUGCUGGCCAUAUUUGUUAUAUGAAAUCAAAAUUAUGUCAAUGCCAAAAUCUGCCUGCUGUUAACUAGGCUAAAGAGAUUGCUCAAAAAGGUGAUAGGAGUGACGUAAACUGAGUUAUUUCGGUCUGUACAGAUAGCACUUAGAGUGGGAUCAUGCAGCAGAGGACUAUUUUGUAAUAAUUUUACUUUUUCAUUCUGCUUUUGUUGUGUCUGAAUGUAGAUGUCAGUAUGAGUAAGCAAGUAGUGCUAACAUGUCAUUCAACAGUAUCUUACAUCAUGUCAUACAAUAAAAUCACUGCAGGUUUUGGUUUAACAAACAUUGACAUUUGGCGUGCAAUGUAUAUAUUUGUGCUUAAGACCUUUUUUACUUAAUUAUUUUAAAUUUUGAAACUUAUUUAUUAGGUCUUUAGUGCUAGAGUAAAUGAAAUAAAGUUGUGAAAAAUA